This is a messenger RNA of Culex pipiens pallens (northern house mosquito), 585 nucleotides long. RefSeq lists its product as uncharacterized. The record is from RefSeq and is a predicted model, not a curated record. Bases 1 to 483 code for a protein of 160 amino acids. The transcript has 2 exons. Lineage: Eukaryota; Metazoa; Arthropoda; Insecta; Diptera; Culicidae.
AUGGUCCCCGACGGGCGUGGCAGACUAUCUCAGCGACUUCCCCGCCAGCAGCAGCCCCAACCCACCCAGCACAAGAUCAACUACUCCCACAACCUGCAAUAUCUGGAAAUUGUGUCGCUGUCCGAUGGGACCACCGCCAACAACGGCACAGCCGUGGCCACCGCCAGACGGCUCGUCCCCGAGGUCCAGUCGCACCUGAAUCUCGCCGAGGAGGUGGCAAAUCACGAACGUCGCCAACGGAGGGACGAAUUCUUUGCCCAACUCCGCAAACAAGUGAGCCGCGAUCGGCGUAAAACGAUCCACCGGAUGGCCACCAGUCCGGUGUACGUAAAUGGGAACUUUGAGCGGCCCUGGCAGACGGUUUCGCGCGUGUCGGACCAGCUCAUUGAGGAACUGAUUGCGGACACCGCCCAGGAUGGGGCGCUGGACUUUGGCGAGCGGUCCUUUGUGGAGGAUUUUUUGCGGCUGCAACUUGGGGGGUGAUCGCAACGGUGACGGGGGAUGAGUAGAUUUUUGAAUGUUUAUUUUAGAAGUGAAUUUUUUCUUCUCUAGAUGGAAGUUGUUGAAUAAAUAUUUAAAAAAAUG